AUGAAUGCUACUUAUUAUCCACCUCAGGUUUCAGGUCAUAGAGCUACUUCAUCAUUUCAUUAUGCUCCAACUACUACUACAAAUUAUCAACAACCAGCCCCACCACCACAACAACAAUCAUAUUAUCAACAUGGACAUAGUCAGUCUUAUUAUCAACCACCAACUCAACAAGUUUAUAAUCAACAACAACAAUUAUUACCACCACCUCCACCACAACCAAUUCAUUUCCAAGCCCCACCACCAAUGGUUAUGCCUAUUAAUCAAAUAAUUCCACCACCACAAGCAGUACUGCAGAAUAUACCGAGUCAACAACAACCACAACAACAACAAGAAGUAAAUGGAGGUAUCAACUCCGUAUUGGAGUAUGAUUUAAAUCAAAUGUCUUCAUUUUUAGGUUGGUGUACAUUUGGAAUGUUAAAACAACAAUCAUCACCUUCAAAAGAUUUUGAAAACUUAAUUUCAUCAGUGUUAUUUGCAACAAGAUUACCUAAAUCUACUAUUAUAAUUGCGUUAGAAUAUAUGAAUCAAAGAUUUUCAUCGAAAUUAUUAAGUGCUAAUUUAACUGAACAUGAAAUUUUUAAUUAUCUUGUUGUUUCAUUAGUAUUAGCUAAUAAAUUCAAUGAUGAUAAUACAUUCACUAAUAAAUCAUGGUGUGGAGCUACUGGAUUACAAUUAACUAUAUUAAAUUCAAUGGAAAAAAUUUGGUUAGAAGAAGUUAAAUGGACAUUAUCAACAACAAAUUUCGAAAGAAAUUUACAAGUAUUAACUCAAUGUUGGAAAACUUGGUGUGAAAAAUAUGGAACAGAUGCAAUAAAAUCAUCAUCACCAUUACUCCCUUCUACAACAACAAAAACUCCAACAUCAACUUCAUUUUUAAUGAAUCCACAACAAGUUUAUUCAACACCUACAAUAUCACCAUCAUCAGUUAAUUUUAUAGAUCAAUCGUCAUCACCUUAUGAUAAUUAUAGUUAUCAACAACAUUACAAUCAACAACAACCUUAUUUAGGUUCAUCGCCAGUUUAUCAAGAUUUUGCCAAUGCUCAAUAUAAUCAAUAUUAUCAACAACAAUCUCAACAACAAUAUCCAUAUCAUCAUUAUAAUAAUUUUAUAAAUCAACCUAAUUAUAACGUAGGUCAAUUUUAUAUGGCAACUUGUUGA
This is a messenger RNA of Lodderomyces jiufengensis, 1158 nucleotides long. RefSeq names its product Clg1p (gene CLG1). Bases 1 to 1158 code for a protein of 385 amino acids. The transcript has a single exon. NCBI's taxonomy places the organism in Eukaryota, Fungi, Ascomycota, Pichiomycetes, Serinales, Debaryomycetaceae. Gene Ontology annotation, molecular function: cyclin-dependent protein serine/threonine kinase regulator activity; protein kinase binding. Gene Ontology annotation, biological process: regulation of cyclin-dependent protein serine/threonine kinase activity. Gene Ontology annotation, cellular component: cyclin-dependent protein kinase holoenzyme complex; nucleus. The record is from RefSeq and is a predicted model, not a curated record.